AGGGAGCGAACGAGAGAGCGUAGGGCAGGGUGCCUCGACACCGGCCUGCGAAUAAAGGGCAAGAGAAAUGGGCCGAUCCGUACUUACGUGAUAGGAGGUGCAUGAGCGCGCGCGCGCUCGCGCUCGCACUCGCUCGCGUGUAUAUGCGUGCGUGCGUGCGUGUGUCGUCGUGGUCGUGUGGUCCGUCGUUGCGCGAGUGUGCGUACGCGAGCAAGGGUCGAGAAGGGGUGAGAAAAUAGUUUGGUUAGAUUUCUAAAAGUGAUUGAGAGUCGAUCUCGCGGGGGUGGUGUUGGUGUCGGCAAAGGCAAAGGCAAAGGCAAAGGCAAAGGCGAAGGUGGUGGUGGUGGUGGUGGUGGUUGUGGUUGUGCGGUGGUGGUGGUGGUGGUGGUGGUGAUGGUGGUGGUGGUCGCGAUCGCGAUCGCGUCCGUUUCUCGGCUCUGAACCGACCGAAAAGCCGCGCGCGCGCAACCACCGUCACGCAAGAUGACAGCAAAGUAUGUUUUUAUCACGUUGACGAACGCGGCUCUCCUCUGCCUGGCGUCGACGAUACUCUCGGAAUCGGCCGGCACCUCGUGCAAGUGGUUGUCGGAAGGUGGCAACGACACGCGAUCGGCGGACUGCACGGUCCGCGUGUUGGAUCCCGGCGCGAUCACCGGUCUGGCCACGUCGGCUCUCGACGGCGCUCUCAAGCUGCGGAUACGUUGCAGCGACGUCCAUCACUUUGAGAGCAGCUUCAACGCUCAGAGCUGGCAGCGGUUGACCAGCCUGCACGAGCUGCACGUGCACGGCUGCAAGGUGCUGCGGAUACCGGGGGGCGCGUUUCAACCGUUGCUGGAGCUGAAGAAGCUCACGGUGCAAACGUUCAACGCCGCUUGGGGUGCCAGCCGUUUCCUCGAGCUGGCUCCGGACUCUUUUCACGGUCUGCGCGAGCUGCACACGCUGGAGAUUGUCGAGAGCAACGUGCAAGCGUUGCCCGCUAAUCUCCUGUGCUCGCUGGACAAUCUGCAGACGUUGAACCUCACAGAGAAUCGUUUGCGCGACGUCAACGACAUUGGAUUGAAUCGACGCGACAACGAUUCGUCCGACGACGACGACGACGACGGCGACGACGGCGGUGGCGACGGCGACGACGACAACGACGAUGAUGAAGAAGACGACGAAGAAGACGUCGUCGUGAUUGACAAAGACGACAACGACCAAAUGAUCGAGAGGAUCGAGAGGAUCGAGAGGAUCGAUGAAACGGAGAGAGUGGCGGCGGCCACGACGACAACGACGACGACGACGACGACGACGACGACGACGACAAAGGGAGAAAAGAGAAAAAGGCGGAAACGCGUGCAGAGAGAGGAGGAGGGAGGAGCGUGUCGCGCCGACAUUCGAAUUCUAGAUCUGUCGCGCAACGAGAUCGCGCGUUUGCAGGAGAACAGCCCGUUGCUGGGACUUCGUCAACUGCAGGAGCUGCACCUGCAGCGAAACUCGAUCGUGGAAAUAGCGGGCGACGCGCUGCAAGGGCUGACCGCGCUGCGUACGUUCAACGCGAGCUACAACUCGUUGGACUCGUUGCCGGAGGGGCUGUUCGCCAGUACGAGGGAGCUGCGCGAGAUACACCUGGCGUACAACGGGCUCCGCGACCUGCCCAAUGGUAUAUUCACCCGGCUGGAGCAGCUGCUGGUGUUGAAUCUGGCGGGGAAUCGACUGGGCAGCGACCGGGUCGACGAGACGACGUUCCUCGGCCUGAUACGGCUGAUCGUGCUCGAUCUGUCGUACAACGCGUUGACGCGGAUCGACGCGCGCAUGUUCAAGGACCUGUUCUUCCUGCAGAUCCUCGACCUGCGGAACAACACGAUCGAGCGGAUCGAGAGCAACGCGUUCCUGCCGCUGUACAACCUGCACACGCUCGAGCUGUCGGAGAAUCGGCUACGCACGGUGGGCGCGCAACUGUUCAACGGGCUGUUCGUGCUGAAUCGGCUGACGCUGUCGGGGAACGCGAUCGCGAGCGUCGACCCGCUCGCGUUUCGCAACUGUUCCGACCUGAAGGAGCUGGAUCUGAGCGGUAACGAGCUGACGACGGUGCCGGACGCGUUGCGCGACCUCGCCCUCCUCAAGACGUUGGACCUCGGGGAGAAUCGGAUCGGCAACUUUUACAACGGCUCGUUCCGCAACCUCGACCAACUGACCGGGCUCCGGCUGAUCGGCAACGACAUCGGCAAUCUGUCGCGCGGCAUGCUCUGGGACCUGCCGAACCUGCAGAUACUGAAUCUCGCGCGUAACAAGGUGCAGCACGUGGAGCGGUACGCGUUCGAGAGGAACUCGCGGCUGGAGGCGAUCAGGCUCGACGGCAACUUCCUCUCGGACAUCAACGGCGUGUUCACCAGCAUCGCCAGCCUGCUGCUGCUGAAUCUGUCGGAGAAUCACAUCGAGUGGUUCGACUACGCGUUCAUACCGGGCAACCUCAAGUGGCUGGACAUACACGGCAACUUUAUCGAGAGCCUGGGCAACUACUACAAGAUACGGGACUCGAAGGUGAAGACGCUGGACGCCAGUCACAACCGUAUCACGGAGUUGUCGCCGCUCUCGGUGCCGGACAGCGUCGAGCUCCUAUUCAUCAACAACAACUACAUCGGGCUGGUGCGGCCCAACACGUUCCGCGACAAGGUGAACCUGACCCGGGUGGACAUGUACGCGAACAUGAUCGAGACGAUGGAGCUGACGUCGUUGCUGCUGACCAAGGUGCCGGACGAACGUGCCCUCCCCGAGUUCUACAUCGGCGGCAAUCCGUUCGACUGCAACUGCUCGAUGGACUGGCUGCCGGCGAUCAACAAUCAGACGUCGACCAGGGAGUACCCGCGGAUCAUGGACCUGGACAACGUCAUGUGCCGGACGUCGGGGCCGCGCGGCGUGGCGAUCGUCUCCGCCUCGGCGGCGAGGUCCGAGCAGUUCCUCUGCCGAUACGAGGCCCACUGUUUCGCCCUCUGCCACUGCUGCGACUUUGACGCGUGCGACUGCGAGAUGACCUGCCCGGCCGGCUGCAAGUGCUACAACGACCGCACCUGGAACACCAACGCGGUCGACUGUUCCGGUUUGGCCGCGGAGGAGAUACCGCGGCGGAUACCGAUGGACGCGACCGAGGUCUACCUCGACGGGAACGUGUUGCGCGAGCUGCAGAAUCACGUGUUCAUCGGACGGAAGAACAUGCGGGUGUUGUACGUGAACGCGAGUGGGAUCGAGUCGAUCCAGAACAGGACGUUCAACGGCCUGAACAAUCUGCAGAUACUCCACUUGGAGGACAAUCGGAUACGCGAGCUCAAGGGAUUCGAGUUCGAGCGGUUGUCCCACCUGCGCGAGCUCUACCUGCACAACAACCUCAUCGGUUUCAUCGGCAACCUGACGUUCCUGCCGUUGCGCUCGCUCGAGAUACUGCGGCUGAGCGGCAACCGAUUGGUCACGUUCCCGGUGUGGCAGGUGACGCUGAACGCUCGGCUGGUCGAGCUGUCGCUCGGCAGCAACCCGUGGUCCUGUCGUUGCAAGUUUUUGCAAGAGUUGUCCUCCUGGGUCUCGGACAACGCGCACAAGGUGGUGGACGCGGGCGACGUCUGGUGUUACUACGGCGGCGACGCCAGGCCGGCGUACCGACGUCGUCUGAACGUCAACGAGACCGUCUGUUCCGACUACUUUUCGCAGGGCGGCGUCAUCGAGAGCAUCAUGAUCUCGGACUAUCUGCCACUGGUGGCGGCCACGCUCUCCGCGGUGCUCGUUCUCCUGGUGAUCGUCGUGCUGGCGUUUGUGUUUCGCGAGCCGGUGGGCGCGUGGGCCUACUCCAAGUACGGGUUGCGAUUUUUGCGAGCGAAACCGAGCACAACAGCCGCCGCCGCUGCCGCCGCCGCCGCCGCGGCGAUGACCGCCUGCUGCGGUCCCCCGGAUUCCGAUCGUCAACGUCUCUACGACUGUUACGUCUGCUACAGUCCGAACGACCAAGACUUUGUGCUGCGCUCGUUGGCGAUGGAGCUGGAGCACGGCGGCGGCGGCGGCGGCGGCGGCGGCGGCGGCGGCGGACUUCGACUGUGUCUGCAUCAUCGCGACCUACCCUGCCUGCUGCGCGCGUCCGCCCCGACCUCCGUCGUGCUGGAAGCGGUGGACGCUUCGCGGCGCGUCCUCCUCGUACUCACGCGCAACUUCCUCGCGACCGAGUGGUCUCGUUUCGAGUUUCGCGCGGCCCUCCACGAGGCGCUCCGCGGCCGGGCCGGUCAGCUGAUCGUCGUCCAGGCGGGACACGCGUGCCCGGAACUCGACCCCGAGCUACGGCCGUACCUUCGUACCGCCGCGGCGAUCCUCACCUGGGGCGAGAAGAGGUUCUGGGAUCGUCUCCGGUACGCGAUACCCUCGCCGAUCAACACCAUCGUGCCCGACAUAUCCGUCGAGAGUAAAUCGUCGCCGCUCGUCUACAAGCGUAACGCGAACGCGUACACGUUGGACGGCGGCGGCUGCGGCGGCGAGAAGACGAUGAACCUGGCGUCGACUGUCGUACGCGGCCAGGAACGUUCUCAACGUUCCCUCUUCAAAGACUCGUCGUCUCCGUCGUCGUCGUCGUCGUCGCCGACCACGGCGCUCAUGCUGCAACACGCGCCGCCGCCUGCCUACUCUUGCGGCACCGUUCUUCCCGCCAUUGCGUCGAUGCAGCAGCAACAACAACAACUGCAACCUUCGUCGCCGCAGCCGAGGCUAACCGUGAAUCACGCGUAUCGAGAGGCGGUGGUCACUACCCUGCCGGGCAGCAAUCUCAUCGCCACCGCCACCGCCACCGUCAACAACAACAACAACAACAACAACACCAACACCAACACCAUCACCACCGUCAGCAGCGGUAGCAGCGACGAUCACAGGAGGCCGCUCUCCGAGCACAUAUACUCGUCCAUCGACUCGGACUACUCGACGUUGGAGAGAACCGCCUGGAGACAACAGCAACCGCCGCCUCCGCCGCCGCCGCCUCCAUCCACCGGCCAGGCCUAUCUCGUCUAGCUUUGCGCGCGCUCGCCCAUUCCCUUCUGCUUGUGAUAUACGUAUACAUACAUACACGUCUAUCUUGGAUAAACGCGAACGCGAAAAAGCUUCUCUCUAGCUUGUUUUCAAUUCCGUUUUUCGCUGCCGCAAAAGAGACGGCCGGUGUGUGCGUAUAUGUGUGUGUGUGUGUGUGUGUGUGUGUGUGUGUGUUUAUGCGUGUGUGCUUGCGUGCGUGUAUAGGCACGUGCGCGUCGAUUCCAGCCUCCGAGGAGCGCUUGGACGUUCCAACUUUGGACAGUCGAUAAACGAAAUAUAUAUUUUCUCGAUUCUUGACUCGCGUAUCGAGUGUCCAAAGUUACCAAGCCGUUGGUCGGGCAAACGGACGAACGAUUCGCGUUGUCAGUACCUCGAGAGAUGGUCGCCAUUGUCGUCGUCGUCGUCGUCGUCGUCGUCGUCGUCGUCGAGAUACUGUCGCCUUUUCACCGGCUGUGCUGUGUAAACGAGGGAGAUGUUGUUAGUAGCGUUACUCUGCGCGAAUUAUUAGCUCAACUACGAUAUACGUAUGUACGUACCUACUAUCUACCUGUCUAUCUAUCUAUCCAUCUAUCUAUUUAUCUACUUACCUACAUACCUAGUGCGAUAUAUUCCAGGUGACUACUUUCGAAAUGUUUGUUCGCGACGGUACCUUGUUCUUUUCUCGCGUUUUCUUGAACGCGUUCACGCUCUUGCUUUGUUUCGUCGGUGAAAGCACCGAUUGUUCACUUUUUCACCCCCCCCUCCCCUUUUCCUUUUUUCCUUUUUUCUCUAUUUCCUUCCCCUCGAUUUAUCUCCCUUGGUCUGUCUCUCUUUUCUUCCCUCCCACAACUCUCUCUCUCUCUCUCUCUCUCUCUCUCUCUCUUUCUCUGCCGUUGUCUCUAGUCCCCACGAUAGUUUCCACGAUAUAUACGGAGGUUCUUCUCUCCUUUGGCCAACAGAUUGCGCGCGCGCGUAGCACAAAGUGUGACGGGAAUUUUGUGAAUGGCGUCUGGCGAGAAUCUGGUUCGUAGGGGACUCGUUCUCUUCUCUCUCUGCUCCCUCCCCCGCUCGGCUCGACGACUUUCCACCGUAAGAGCGUAACGCGCGUGCCAUCUCUUUUGCGUCGGGGUCGCGUGGUCGAUAAUUUGUUAAUUGCGAUUUAGAUCCAAGCUCGUGCGUGUACAUAUCUAUUAUUAUAUACGGAAGGAAGAGAAAGAAAACGCAAUAUGUAAAUAAGGUUGCAAACUGUUGCGAGCUUGUAUCGACGUACGUACCUCUAUAUAUACAUUGUACAUACACAGCGACAAACGAACAUACACACGCACACACACACGGACACCUACACCCACACACACACAAAACUCGCGACUAUACACACGGUAGUGCCCACUUUAGCAUCCGUCGCUAUCAUCCCUCUCUAGCAAUUCUUAGAAUCGAAACUAUCUCACUGUUUGCUACCUUGCCACCUGUCACAGACACAAGUUCAUAUACCUCGUCUGUGGCAGCGUGAAAACGUGACACUGGCACGAAGCGAGCAAUACUACCCGAUACCGAUAUUUCGGCACAAUUUGGAGAAUACACCUCCCUAUCUAAGGGUCUGCUCACGGACGCUCAAGUGAGCACUACUGUACUCGUAAUACAUGUAAGAGAAAGAACGAUACGUUGCGUUGCGUUGCGUUGCGUUGCGUUGCGUUGCGGACGCGUUUACACACACCGUUCUGUCGCCGCGUAGAAAGAGAGAGAGUGUUUUAGCUUCGAUUUUGAAUUUUCUCGAUUAGAUAGACGAUGACUUUUUGUAAUUUUAUAUGUCCGUUCCGACGAUACGAUUGUACGAUAUGUAAAUAUGUAUAUCGAGAAAAGGUCUCGCCUCGUGUAAAAUAGAUACGUGUGUUCGUCGGCGUAAGGGUGAGGAAGGGAGGAAGGAAGGAAAGAAGGAAGGAAGGAAGGAAGGAAGAAAGGGAAGGAAGGAGGAAUCGAGACAAAAAACGAAAGAAAGGCGUAAUUACGAGUGAGAAAACAAAUACGACAAAAGCCUUGCGAUCCAGCUUUGCGAUACUGUGAACCACGACGCAGGUUGCACGCGUGUCGUAAACUUAACUGUAUACUUGAUUUAUUUAAAUCAUGUGAAUAAAUUUAUAAAAUACGUUA
This is a messenger RNA of Frieseomelitta varia, 7161 nucleotides long. It is a transcript of the gene Toll-7, whose product is annotated as toll-like receptor 7. The transcript is spliced from 2 exons. Gene Ontology annotation, biological process: signal transduction. The coding region runs from base 484 to 5016 and encodes 1510 amino acids. Lineage: Eukaryota; Metazoa; Arthropoda; Insecta; Hymenoptera; Apidae. Gene Ontology annotation, molecular function: protein binding. The record is from RefSeq and is a predicted model, not a curated record.